AUGCUACCCGCUUCUCAAUCUACAACGCCAGGAAAUACGGUUGAUGAUUGUACCAUAUGUCUAAGUGCUCUUGCACCAGGCACUCCUCUCUUGACUUUGUCCUGCAGUCACAAAUUUCAUUUCCAGUGUCUAGCAUCAAACAUCAAAGCAAAAAAUAAAGAAUGUCCUUUGUGUCGAGCCACAAUUGAGGAUUCUGUCGUUCAAUUACUAGCAGGUCCUAUCCAGUCGUCACAACAACAACAACAACAACAAACAAUUCCAGUUCCACCUCAUGUAGUUAAUGUUGUUCCUUCAGUCGAAGAUCUCAUUGAUGAGGUUGCUGUACGAGAACUUUGUGAUCGUCUUGCUUCUGCUCGUCAGGCAGCAGUUGCUUCUCUCAAUGAUCCUGACAAUCUCCCAUUGAUAACUGCUUCAACAACAUUAGAAUAUGGAGCUCAACUUGCGCAUGAAGAAUCAAAUAUUUAUGGUCUUGUCACUCUUCAAGCACCAGCUGUUCUCUUAUCAGCAGAGACCGGAUCGUUGUUAUCGUCUCAUGUUCCAAUUGAUCUUGUUUGUGUUGUUGAUCAAAGUUCAUCGAUGUCGGGUGAGAAAAUAGCAUUAUUGAAACAAACUCUGGUCUACAUUGUCGAACAAAUGAAUGAACUCGAUCGACUAGCUAUUAUUUCAUUCAACACUGAAGCCUUUGAUCGUUCACACGGUCUCAAACGGAUGAAUCAACAAAAGUGA
This is a messenger RNA of Rotaria sp. Silwood2, 726 nucleotides long. The record is from the annotation of a GenBank genome assembly. Lineage: Eukaryota; Metazoa; Rotifera; Eurotatoria; Philodinida; Philodinidae.